Molecule: messenger RNA, 749 nt
Organism: Morus notabilis
Lineage: Eukaryota; Viridiplantae; Streptophyta; Magnoliopsida; Rosales; Moraceae
Exons: 2
Coding region: 134-607 (157 amino acids)
Source: RefSeq, a predicted model, not a curated record
GUAGUUACCAUAGAUACCUCCUUGCUUGACCAAAUGUGCCCGCACAUGUUGAGAAAUGUUCGAAUAUUGAGCAGGAACUUCCACAUCUUCAUCCUCUCCUUGAUGAGAGAGAGAGAGAGUGAACAGAAAUAGUAUGGAAGAAGAAGAAGAGAUAACAUGGGAACAGAGACAUCAAGCCCUAACCCACAUCCUAACCAGUCCCACGAGAAGACCUCCUCUCUAUUCUCAAUUCUUCAUCUCCACCCAAAUCCCAUGCUACCUUAACUGGGACUACCCUCCCGUCCUCUGCACCAAAUCCUCAAAAACUUUCCCUUCUCUUCACUUGAGAUGGGGAAUCUCUCUUUUCCUUAAAAGGGUCUCGAAUUCUGGUCCUCCCGAGACCUCUUGGAGGUCCAAAUGCCCUUAUCUUCAGCCCCCGCCGUUGGUUCUCGCAAAAGGAUUGGAGGAAGCUCAGUGGGGUGAUGAACAGAGGAGACUGUAUUUCAGGAAGAGGCUCAGAAGGAAACGCCUUAAGAGCGAUGUUAAUCCUUUGAUUCCUUUUUUGGUUCCUAAUCUCUUGUUGUUUUCUCUUCUGCUUUGGGACCCUUUUCCUUCAGAUGGCUUCUGAGAGAGUUUAGUCCUUCUUGACAUCUUAAACUUUGUUCCGAUUAAUUUCUCUCUGCUGAAAUAUAAUUUUGAAGCUGUAUUUUACGGUUUUAUAGACAUUUGCCCAGAUGGGGUCUGAAUAAAAAUACUUGCUCGAUCUAGAA